Messenger RNA from Tachysurus fulvidraco (yellow catfish), 1270 nucleotides. RefSeq names its product tafazzin, phospholipid-lysophospholipid transacylase (gene tafazzin). The transcript is spliced from 11 exons. Gene Ontology annotation, molecular function: 1-acylglycerophosphocholine O-acyltransferase activity. Gene Ontology annotation, cellular component: mitochondrial membrane. Bases 183 to 971 code for a protein of 262 amino acids. Gene Ontology annotation, biological process: cardiolipin acyl-chain remodeling; inner mitochondrial membrane organization. The record is from RefSeq and is a predicted model, not a curated record. NCBI's taxonomy places the organism in Eukaryota, Metazoa, Chordata, Actinopteri, Siluriformes, Bagridae.
UGUGUCGUUAUUAAUAGUAUUUUUUUGUAUGUGUUUGUUUUUUUUUCGCACACGUUAAAUCCUAAAAUACAUCUCCCAUAAUUCCGUGUUUGAGAGUUUACUUCCGGUUGAUCGGGUCUGACUGAGUGACCCACCAGCGAACAGGACCGAGAAGUGUGUUCAGGUGCUGCUGUGCUCUCCUCAUGCCCCUGCAGGUGACAUGGCCGUUCCCACAGUGCCCCAGCCUGGGCUGGAGGAUCUCCAGCUCGUUUGUGAUGGGCUUGGUGGGAUCAUACAGCUACCUGUGGACCAAGUAUAUGAACUCUUUGUCAGUGCACAACAAGGAAGUUUUGCUGGAUCUUCUGGAUGAACGGCCUCGAGACACACCCCUCAUCACCAUGUCUAAUCACCAGUCCUGCAUGGAUGACCCGCACAUCUGGGGGGUGUUGAAGCUUCGGCAGCUGUGGAACUGGAAGAGAAUGAGAUGGACCCCGACGGCAUCUGAUAUUUGCUUCACAAGGGAAUUCCACUCUCAAUUUUUCAGCAGAGGGAAGUGUGUCCCGGUGGUUCGAGGUGAUGGAGUGAAUCAGAAAGGAAUGGACUUCCUGCUAGAGAAACUCAAUCAGGGCGACUGGGUUCAUAUAUUUCCCGAAGGAAAGGUGAACAUGACGGGGGACUUGAUUAGGUUAAAAUGGGGAGUUGGACGUUUAAUAGCUGAAUGUUCUCUUCAUCCUGUUAUCUUACCUCUGUGGCACGUAGGUCUGAACGACGUCCUUCCAAACACAUCUCCAUACAUCCCUCGAGCAGGAAAGAGAAUAACUGUGUUAGUCGGAAAACCUUUUACAGUCAAGCACAUAGUAGAAGCCCUGAGAGCAGAGAAUAAGAGUCCGGUGGAAAUAAGGAAAACACUGACCGACUUCAUCCAGGCCGAGUUCCAUACAUUAAAAUCACAAGCUGAAGCUCUUCAUCAGAGGAUUCAGACCAGCCGGUGAUCCACAUGCAUCUCGACAACCUGUUGGACAAACAAACUGCAACACAAACACACACACAAACACACACAAACACACACAUACACACACUGAUCCGUGAAGAGUCUGAACGAUGUGAAGGUCGAGUGUGAAAUGUUUCUCCUGAAAUGUUCAUGGUGCUCGUCGAAGCUCCCCGAGGAACCUCGUGGACACGGAAUCCACAAGAGAGAACAUUUUUAUACCAGUUUUAGGUUUCUAAUGCAGCUAUUUGAAGCAUCAACUGUCCUUUAUACACUGCUUAUUAAACUCAUUUCUAACCUGUA